CCGAGAGUCAGAAGUAAGUUCACAGCAAUAGGAGGUCGUACUGAGAUCUUACCGUGUCGUCAUGUAAGUCUGACUUUAUUUUAGUUACUUAAUUGAAAAAGGCACUUUAUGAAAGAGCGCAACUUGAGCCAGCCUUUUGUCUCCCAAUUCAGUUAGGCUACUGGAAGCGCAACGAAAGGAACCAAAUUUCUUAAAUAUAAAAAUGCGUCUCACUGACACCUUCAUUUACGCGUUUGCGCAUGUAUGUUUAUUAAGUUGCAUAACACACACUGCCACUUCACAGCGCCAAGGAUCACCGGCUCUUAGACAAACCAUACAAUGGCAACACAACGGCAAACUUUUUAGUAUAUUAAGUCAAGGUUCGGAAUAUCAGGCACCGGUCAAACGAGACGGAGAACAGACGCAAGCCAGACAGAUAGCCAUCGUUCGCAAUGAUGAUGCGCCUGACAGGUCGACUGCACGAGCGUCCCAGAGCCGCGGGUCCGAGCGUCAGCAGCCAGGUAUAGGUGCGCACGGCGCGCGCUGGUUAUCAGGUGGACGCGCGGGGCGCAUCAGGGAGUCACCUGAGCGCAGGAAUCACACGGACCAACUGCAAAUAUCGACCAACGAUACAGUCCCGCAGAAACCACCUCCGUCUGUGAACGGUAGCAGACGGGGCGAUGAUGUUAUGGUUGGGGAUGAUCCAUACAACCCGUACAAGUCCACAGAUCCAGACAACCCGAAUUAUAACUAUUACGACACGUACGACAGACCUCCUCCAAGACAGCGCCCGGGAUAUGGAACACGGUACUUUCAGAAUGGUUUGCCUGAUCUUGUGGCAGACCCGUACUACAUCCAAGCGUCCGCCUACGUGCAGAGAGUUCCAAUGUACAAUCUCAGAUGCGCCUCCGAGGAGAACUGCUUGGCAAGCUCGGCGUACAGCUCCAGCGUGAGAGACUAUGACACGCGUAUGUUGCUGAGGUUCCCGCAGCGAGUCAAGAACCAAGGCACCUCCGACUUCCUUCCCAGCAGACCACGCUACACCUGGGAAUGGCACAGCUGCCAUCAGCACUACCACAGCAUGGAUGAGUUCAGUCAUUAUGAUCUGCUGGAUGCCAGCUCUCAGAGAAGAGUCGCUGAGGGACACAAGGCAAGCUUCUGUCUGGAGGACACGUCCUGUGACUAUGGCUACUACAGACGAUACGCAUGUACCUCUCACACUCAGGGUCUGAGUCCAGGGUGCUAUGACACUUACAAUGCAGACAUUGACUGCCAGUGGAUAGACAUCACUGACGUGAAACCUGGAAAUUACGUCCUCAAGGUCAGUGUAAAUCCCAGUUACCAUGUGCCAGAGUCUGACUACAGCAAUAAUAUAGUCCGCUGUGAUGUUCGAUACACCGGAAACUACGCCUAUGUGUCAGGAUGUCAUAUUUCACACUACUAAAUCAUCUGGAUCAUCAAGCACGGUGACACGGAUGCCGGCCACGGGUCACCAAAAAUCAGCAGGGCAUUUUAAGUUAUUAUGCCAUAUAAUGUAAAACACCGGGGCAUACGUACAGUUCUACAGUGAAUUGCAGUAUUAUUUUUUUGUUCUUUAUUGCUUUGUUGUUUGCAAAAUGGAAAAAAGUAAGAAAAUUAUUUUAUAGGACGUAUCGUAAUGGAUUCCCUUAGAGAUGAUUUGGAUGAAAUGGUGGUUAUACUGGAGGAAACAGGCACACCGCACAUUUCAUUUACCACCAUUCUUUUAAUUUUCAUACAAAAGAAAACCUUUAGAUGCUGGUGAAUUAAUCCACACUGAGGUUUUUACAUAAAACAUGCUUUAUUGUGCUAGAGAAAUGGCAUCUGAGUACAUAUUUAUAUACAGAUGCUCAUAUUACCGCAGCACUUUUUUAUAUAUAGUGAAAAUUACUUGAAUAAAUAACUUUACACUCAA
Messenger RNA from Triplophysa dalaica, 1912 nucleotides. RefSeq names its product lysyl oxidase a (gene loxa). Gene Ontology annotation, biological process: peptidyl-lysine oxidation. Lineage: Eukaryota; Metazoa; Chordata; Actinopteri; Cypriniformes; Nemacheilidae. The record is from RefSeq and is a predicted model, not a curated record. Bases 203 to 1423 code for a protein of 406 amino acids. The transcript has 7 exons. Gene Ontology annotation, molecular function: protein-lysine 6-oxidase activity; copper ion binding.